This is a messenger RNA of Mesorhabditis spiculigera, 1629 nucleotides long. Lineage: Eukaryota; Metazoa; Nematoda; Chromadorea; Rhabditida; Rhabditidae. The record is from the annotation of a GenBank genome assembly.
AUGGAUGACGGUACCCCGGUUGAGGAGGAGAUUGUGAGCCCCACGGAAGAGGGGCCUGCGUCUCCGGCAGCUUCUCCAGACGUAUCGGGCAUCGAGUCGCCGAAUCACGAUGAUAAUGCUCCACAGUCGCCCGACUCGGAUUCCCCGCAGUCUCCGCCACAGGAAGAAGACGAAGAACAUGCUGCAACGGAGCACCCAAUCUUCGUGGAUGAAGAGGUUGUCGUGAAAGAAGAGCCAUUGGACGAGAGUUUCGAGCCGCAAGAGGCUGAAAUUCAAGAUACACCGGCUAGCCCGGCCCAGGAAAACUUGAGCGCACCGGCUUCUCCCGUGAACGAUGAUGAAGAGGAGGAGACCCAGCAGGUGCUGCCGAAAAAGCGAAGAAUAUUGGACUCUGACGAUGAGAGUGACGGCGUUGACGUGGACAACGUCACUGAAGAGGUGAACGAAGCCGGAAGCGACACCGAGUCUCCGGCGAAAAAGCGUCGAGCUAUCUUUGGCUCUGACGACGAAGAUUCUGAGGAUGACGAGCCAGCGAAAGAUUCCAAAAAGAAGAUCCGCGUGGUUUCCGAUGAUGAAGACGAUGAAUCGCCAAAAAGUCCAACUGGCAGUGGUGAUGAGGCUCCGAACGCGGACGAUCUCGUGGAGAACAUUUUCGGCGGCUCUGAUGACGAAAAAGAAGAUGAUAGAAAAAGCGUUGAUGACGACGAUGAAGCGCCAGCCCGCGGUCGCAAGGGCGAGGACGGUUUUGAAUGGGACUUUGACAAGAUGAUGAACGCAAAGAAGGCGGAGAAGCGCCGUAGCCGGAAGAGGAAAAACGACGGAUUUGAUCUGAUCAAUGACGACGAUGGACAAGUGGCAAAGCUGGUGGAAGCCAUGAAACAAGCUGCCAAGGAAGAUCGCCAGUCUAAUACGAUGCGACGGCCCGCCCUCAAAAAGCGUAAGCUUCUCUCCACAGUCAAGGAUAUGCUUCUAAAGAUUGAUAUGACGGAAGCUAUGCUCGACGGUGGAAUGAUGUCUGUCGUCUCCGAGUGGUUGGCUCCUUUGCCGGACAAAAGUCUGCCAUGCUUGGAGAUUCGGACUACCCUUCUCCGCCUUCUCCAAUCCUAUCGUCUUGAGCAGGGUACACUGCGUCAAUCAGGCCUCGGCAAAGCAGUGAUGAUGCUUUAUAAGCAUCCUCGCGAAAAUAAGGACAACCGUAUUCUGGCCCAGAAGCUGAUAGCAGAAUGGGCACGCCCAAUUUUCAAUCUUUCUACUGAUCUCGGAACGCUGAGUCGUGAUGAUCGACUUCAGCGCGAUUACGAUCAGAUGCCGGAUCAUAUUAAAAAACGCCGGGAAAGUAGUGACCUGCUCGAUGGUGAAGAUGGGCCCAGCACUUCUAAGGAGGGCAAGAUCGCUGAAUUGUUGAACCCUGGUGAUAAGGGCUACAUUGGACGUGCGAGAGUACCGAAGCCUUCAAAGACUGACUACGUGAUUCGUCCGCGAAGCAACGUUGAUGGAGAAUUCAAGGGUGCUGGAAAACGGGAAAUGUCGCGCAUCGAUCGCACUGCACGCGAUUUCAAGGAACGCACCAAGAUCAACAAAGUGCGGCGAGCCGUUGGCGUCAGCAUCGAGGGCCGCCGAAUGGAGCUG